AUGCUCUGGCUCAUCGCGAGCGUUUUCCUAUUUGCGUUCACUGGCGGCUUCGUCAAUGCCAUCCCAAAAGUGAUGAGGACAGGCAAGUACUUGUAUACGGAGGACGGGACAAGAUUUUUCAUUCGAGGAAUCGCGUACCAGACGCAAGGCCUCGUCAUUCCUGGACCCGACAAUCCAUUGAAUCAGCCCUCGACCUACGUUGACAAUUUAGCUGACGGCGCUGCUUGUCAACGAGACUUGCCAUUCCUUCAACAAUUGGGCGUCAAUGCUAUCCGGGCCUACUCAGCCAAUGCCUCGCUCAACCAUGAUGCUUGUAUGGAAGCUUUCAGCAAAGCGGGAAUCUAUGUUAUCUUGGACCUAACACUCCCCCUCAACGGCUCAAUCGACACCAAUCUUCCUAUGUGGAGUACCAACACGCUGGACCAGUUUCUCCGUACAAUCGACGCGUUCAAAAAGUACGACAAUGUUCUCGCAUAUAAUGUCGGCAACGAGGUCAUGACGCCGUCUGGUGGCUCACAAUCUGCGCCAUUCAUAUUGUCAGCUGCGCGAGAUGUCAAAGCUUAUCUGAACUCUAUUCAAUCCUCAGCUCUGGUUGGGUACGCGUCAAUAGACGGCAUGCCCCCAUUCGUCGACAACAAUGCCGACUUUUUAGCAUGCAAUCAUCCAGACGGGCAUGGCGCCGCCAUCGACUUAUUCGGUUUGAACAACUAUGAAUGGUGUGGUGAUGACAGCAAAACUCGGUUCGAUAGUAUGAAUUCGCGGUACACGGACUAUCCAGUCGCCGCUUAUUUCUCUGAGUUUGGGAGCUUGAAUUGCAAUCCUCCUGCGCGCAUUUGGACGGAGGUGCCGGUGAUGUACAGUACUCCCAUGACGAACGUCUGGUCAGGCGGCGUUGCGUUUAGCUACUUCUCCGUCAUGAGCCGAGGUCACGAUUUUGGCAUGGCAAAGCUCUCCUCCGACAAUCGUAGCGUCUCCACCAACACUGACUUCAACAACCUUGCGAAGCAGUACAAUGCCAUUGCAUCCACACUCCCCAAAACACCUGCGCAGUCAUCUGUGUCGCAGACGAACCUCCCUACUUGCCCAACUGGCCUCAAUGCAACAUCUUCGGGUGCCCUUCCACCCACGCCUGACGAUGAUGCGUGCGGUUGCUUGGCUGACUCCCUGAUGUGUCGUUUCGCGCCGCCCAAAGCUGAUUAUACGGUGACAAUGGGGAAUUUGGUUGGUGUCGCAUGCGGACUGAUGGGGCAAAUGGGUGAUCCAACGCCGUGCAAAGAUAUUUCGGCAGAUGGAAUCAAGGGUGUUUAUGGCAAGGUUGCGAUGUGUGAUCCCACCAUUCGCCUUUCUUAUGUCAUGUCCCAAUAUUACGAAGCCGCGCAUGGCGUUCCAGAUGCAUGCAGCUUCGCGGGCAAUGCGACUAUCAACCCAAAUGGCAAGGCCGGCACACAAGCGCUUGCCAGCAAAUGUAUACCCAGCGCUGCGGUCUUUACCCCAAAGCCUCCGCCAGUUCUGGUGCCCGUCUCUCAACCGAGCCAGAGCGGGAGUGGGAAGGGCGGAGGAAGUGGCGGCGGCAACAAUAAUGGGAACGGCGGCGGUUCCAACACAAAUGGUGGUGUCAGUGGACUGAAACUUGGCCUCGGAGUGGGAACACUGGGAGCGGGGAUUGGCUCACUCUUGUUAUGGACACUAACAGUUUAG
Mycena indigotica is the source of this 1698-nucleotide messenger RNA. RefSeq names its product 1,3-beta-glucanosyltransferase. Gene Ontology annotation, molecular function: 1,3-beta-glucanosyltransferase activity. NCBI's taxonomy places the organism in Eukaryota, Fungi, Basidiomycota, Agaricomycetes, Agaricales, Mycenaceae. Bases 1 to 1698 code for a protein of 565 amino acids. The record is from RefSeq and is a predicted model, not a curated record. Gene Ontology annotation, biological process: fungal-type cell wall (1->3)-beta-D-glucan biosynthetic process. The transcript has 10 exons. Gene Ontology annotation, cellular component: cytoplasm; fungal-type cell wall.